Phycodurus eques (leafy seadragon) is the source of this 447-nucleotide messenger RNA. RefSeq names its product protein FAM13B-like. The coding region runs from base 38 to 373 and encodes 111 amino acids. Lineage: Eukaryota; Metazoa; Chordata; Actinopteri; Syngnathiformes; Syngnathidae. The transcript has 5 exons. The record is from RefSeq and is a predicted model, not a curated record. Gene Ontology annotation, biological process: signal transduction.
AAAGAUUGCUUGACGUCCCAGUCAAUCAGUCUGCAAAAUGGGAGCAAAACUUUCAUUAAUCUCUACGCUGAGACAAAACGGGAAGAUGAGCCAUGGGAUACCGCUCGUGUUACGAGAUAUGGUGGAGUUCUUGGAAAAAAAUGGGAUGGGCUACCAGGAUCUUUUUUGUGUGGGCGGCUCAGUGGUGCAGAUCCAUCACUUGAGGUGGCAGCUGGAUCAUGGCGAGAAUGUCAAACUGGAUCUGGAGCAAGUGUCAACUGUAGCUUCGCUCCUCAAGCUCUUUUUUCAACAGCUGCCUGAUCCCAUAGUUCCAGAGUACCAAUGCAGACAUCUCAUCCAGAGCUUCAGAGAGUGGGGGCUUGCAGCCAGUUGAAUCACAUGACGGUGGACACUCUCGCUACUAUUUUUGGACCUUACAUCUUUCACGUUCCCGCAGGACCUGAGAUG